Molecule: messenger RNA, 1095 nt
Organism: Schistocerca piceifrons (Central American locust)
Lineage: Eukaryota; Metazoa; Arthropoda; Insecta; Orthoptera; Acrididae
Product: translation initiation factor IF-2-like
Exons: 2
Coding region: 1-1095 (364 amino acids)
Source: RefSeq, a predicted model, not a curated record
AUGGAUUUGACGGACACUGCUACGGAAACGUUGAAGACUGCACUGUCUGCUCCGCUGCCCGAUUCUGACGAUGAGAGCACUGCCGCCCCUCGGCCACGCGGACGCAGCGGGAAACAGAAGAGGAGGGCACCAGCUGCGACGGCUGCUGCUCGCAGCUCGCCGAUUGAGAAGAGGGCCAAGCAAGACUUCGCCCCUGACGCUGACGGUUUCGUCCCGGCCCGGCGCACUGCAAGACGCAUGCUGUCAUCGACGACGCCACCAACUGUCGUCGCCAACUCCUUCGAUGCGCUCGAGGACGCGCCGGACCCGCCGCCGAGCAAUCCUGCGCCGAAGACAGACUCCCAUCUUCCGCCGGUGGUUCUUCAGUUUCGGCCGCCCUAUGGAGAACUGCAGAAGCUGUUGCGCAGCUGGACAACGGCCGUGUACACCGUGAAGCCUGCGGGGCGAGACCUAUACAGGGUCACACUCCGCACUGCUGAUGACUAUCGCCGGGUCACGCAGGAGGCGUCUGAGCGUGGUAUCCCUUUCUAUACCCACGCCUCCGCCCCUGACAAGGUCCUGAAGAUCCGUGGCCAAACACCAGCGCCACAUCAGAAGAAGCUCGCAACGAGGCGGCCAGGCGUCUCUUUCGCGGCGGCUACGUCAGGGACGUCCUCCGCCGCCCCGGCUACGUCGGUUCCUGCUCCCGCCGCAUCCGAGGCCGUACCGACACCGGAGGCUCCUGCGCCUCCACCACCGCAGCCAGUGGCGGUACCGGGUACUGCCUCUCCCGGGCCGUCGGCCGGACCGCGCCCCACCAACCGCCGGCGCGGGGGUCACCGACCAGUGGGCACCCAACGCUCAGCACCGUCUGUCGAGCAGCCCCAGGUGGACUCUCACAGCGAAGCAGCCACGCCCCCCCUUUCCUGCGCCGGGGCCGCGCCGGCUGUCUCCACCGCUGACCUGGCCAACCUCGUCGCGCAGCUCACAGCCCUGGUGACCAGUGCUACGAAGUUGAUUGACGUCCUGUCGCAGCAACUCACCGCUGCAGUGCCGAUGGCCUCUCCGGCCCCAACCGCUGCCAACACUCAACAGCCGCACCAUGGGCAGCGUUAG